CAUUUCCUCCUCAUUCCAUGUAAAAACAAUUCUGUGGCAUGUUUUAAUACAACAUAAAUUUCAACCUGUGGAUUUUCAUUGUACUCGCAGGUGAACUAAAUUCUAGAAAUUAUCUUUAAAUAGUGUAGCCUUUAGCUCAGUUCAUUACAUUCAGCGAAACACCAGAUCUAUGAGCUCCAGAAAGGCAGAUAUGUCAGAGAAGAAAUCUCGGAACUCGGACACCCGGCCAAAAUGCAUCCGCAGCUGGAGUGCAGACAGCUACGUAUGGAGCAGCAAGAAGCGGUCCAGGAGCGCCCAAAAUGACAUGGGUGUGAGGGGCACGGAGGCGGAGGAAGAUCAGGUGGGGCGCUCAGCUUCCUGCCCUCGGAGGCGCAGGGAGAGGAAGUGCAGCUGCACAACGCUGGGCGAGGGGGACCCGGAGAUCCCCUGCCGAAAAGCCCUGUCCCGCCGAUCCCUCCGGCAAAAGUUUCAGGACGCGGUUGGCCAGUGUUUUCCGAUUCGCACCCACCACCACCACCAUCACCAUCACCACCAAUCCGGGGCCUCCCGUCCCUUCUCUGUACUGCUCUGGUCAAAGCGCAAGAUCCACGUGUCGGAGCUGAUGCAGGAUAAGUGUCCUUUCUCCCCCAAAUCUGAACUCGCGCACUGCUGGCACCUUAUCAAAAAGCACGUCUCGCAGCCGGGUGGGUCCAUAGGUGUAGGCGCUGACCACAAAGAGAGGGCUUUUCCCUCCUCCUCUUCCUCUUCCCCUCCGCCCUUGAUUUCCUGGGAGGAGAUCAGCUCGGGCGGGACUCAGAGCCUGGACGACUGGGAUCCCUCCCGCCCGGGCAACAGAGCGCAGGGCUGCUCCCACACCGACUACAUCCUGGUACCCGACCUGCUCCAGAUCAACAACAGCCCCUGCUACUGGGGCGUCCUGGACCGCUUCGAGGCUGAGGAGCUGCUGGAGGGCCAGCCGGAGGGCACCUUCCUGCUCCGGGACUCCGCCCAGGACGAGUUCCUCUUCUCUGUCAGCUUCCGCCGCUACAGCCGUUCCCUGCAUGCCCGCAUCGAGCAGAACGGCAAGCGCUUCAGCUUCGACGGCCGCGACCCCUGCGUGUACCGGGACCCCAGCGUCACCGGCCUGCUCAAGCACUACAGUGACCCCGCCACGUGCCUCUUCUUCGAGCCUCUUCUGUCCCGCCCGCUGCCCAGAAACUUCCCCUUUUCCCUGCAGCACCUCUGCAGGGCGGUCAUCUGUAGCUGCACCACCUAUCAGGGGAUCGAGGCCCUGCCCUUGCCGCACUCACUCAGAGACUAUCUUAGGCAAUACCACUACAGGUGUAAUGGGGCCUGUGCUGUGUAAAGCAUUUAGCACUAUAAGAUAAGGCUUUGGCCUUUAUAAUCCCCACUGAUGCCCACCAAAAUACUGAAUAAUUGCUUUUUUUGU
Megalops cyprinoides (Indo-Pacific tarpon) is the source of this 1429-nucleotide messenger RNA. It is a transcript of the gene socs4, whose product is annotated as suppressor of cytokine signaling 4. Gene Ontology annotation, molecular function: 1-phosphatidylinositol-3-kinase regulator activity. Gene Ontology annotation, cellular component: phosphatidylinositol 3-kinase complex. Gene Ontology annotation, biological process: intracellular signal transduction; phosphatidylinositol phosphate biosynthetic process. Lineage: Eukaryota; Metazoa; Chordata; Actinopteri; Elopiformes; Megalopidae. The transcript has a single exon. Bases 170 to 1345 code for a protein of 391 amino acids. The record is from RefSeq and is a predicted model, not a curated record.